AUUUUUCAAUCGGGCGAGGAGGAAUUCGCCACAUUUUGGCUGGCUGAAGUUGGAGAGAGAGAAAAGACUUGAAACGUGGAAAAUAAUCCGAUGCCCACGGACCGCACGCGCUCGUGAUCAGCUCUGCGCCUCGUGCUGGGAAAAAGGGGCAGAAGAAAAGCUUCCCAAUAAGAACCGGACGAGUUUCCUGGAAUGGCGCAGAACUAUCUAUACUCUGUAUAGAAUAGUCAGUGGUCAUGCUGAAUGGAUAACACGACACUCGCGCCAAAAUAGUUCGCACGAAGCCCAGGCAUGAAACAGCGUCGGGAAUUGAAUAUGACAGAAAGAAGCGCUGUGGUGAUGCAUCCAUCCGCGACAAGCCGUCUCGGAUGGCAGGCAGGCAGCAGGCGGGGCAGCAGUCGACAAGACAUGACGCGGUGAUGCUUGGGUCGGAGAAAGAAGCGGGGGAGAAGUGAGUUCUGUCGAUCCGCUUGUCCUUGUACGAGGAGGCGAUGAACGGCUGCUAGCGAGCGCGCGAGACCAGGGCCCAGGGCGGACUGGUGAUCGGAUCCCAGCCAAGACCGAGCCGACCCGAGGUCUGCAGAGCGAUUCCGACAGCGCAGUGUUGAGUUGCAGGACGGCAGCAGUGGAGAGAUCGAGAGCUCAUCUGCCUCUGUCCUUCCGCGUUGCCAGCGGAGAGUCGCAUCCCUCGCACCAGUUUCUUUCUGCCCGGGACUUCCUAUGAUAGUCUGCUUCUUGCGGAGUCCGAUUCUGGAGGGAGAGGUAGCGGGCGAGUGCCGGGCGUCAAAUCUUCUCUCCUUGGACCACCGAAACGACUUACACGGACCGCAGUAGACAGCGAGGUGGCCGCGGAACUUGCCAACGAUCUAUGUUCGUGAGCCGAUUUGAAUGGGACAGCGCAGUGAGAGGUUUUCUUUCGGGGGUGAAUGUCGCGGUUGGCGCGACUUCUGAGAGAUGGAGAGCCCAUCGGAAGACACUGACCCUCUAGGCAUUUGUUUCCGCAAGUGAAUUCCGCGCUGGGAAGGGACGAUGAGGAGGAAUUUUGUGAAUAUUAGUCAGGGCGAGGAGAAGGGGCGACCGGGGAAUAUGCUCCCUUUUGUCUCCUCAAUCCUUCUCCUUGUUCGAAAGCUGCCAGAAUGGGUUUCCAGGCCGGGGAAUUCGCGCGCAUCCACCGAAUUGGGGAACAGAUUUUGCUUGUGUGUACCUGGUUGCAAAAGGAGGGCAAUGAUUGCAGGAGCUUUAGCGUGGGUGGUGCUGGUGUGCGUGUUGCUGGAAAGUACUGUUGCUGUUAGGCCACUGAAGGAGAAAGGUUUGGGAAUUGAGCACUCUCCGCUGCUCGACCAGUGGCUCGUUGCGGAUGGAAGUGGAGGCAUGGGGCCAUAUCCUAUGUUGAACAUUUCGGGAACCUACAAGGGCACUUGGUUGGUCCGAAACAUAACUGCAAGGUUUUCAGACUUUCGAAUGACAACGGGAAACAUCAUAUUUGAGCUUACAAGCUCACCUACCGAUCUACGGGGUGUUCACUAUGUCCAAGGCGAGGUUGUUCUUCAAGACGGAACAUAUCGUAGCGACGGCGACCUGCAAAUGAAGAUGGAAGGAGUGUAUGUGUGGCCGUUUCGGCAACUGCGGAUGGUUUUAAGCAACGCCUUGGAUAGUGACUUGAAAGUUGCAGAUGAUCUAUCGCAAGCGAGCCCCUACCAUCUGCUCGGCAUGUUCUCGUCGCAGGUGUUGCAAGAUUCUUCUAGAGAUCGUGUCCGAAGGAAUGGGAGAAGUUCUAGCAUGGCGGAAAUGGGAAAGCAUUGCAAAAUCCAAAUGGUGACACAAAUAUCUGCCGUUGUCUCCGACUAUAAAAGUGGGGAGCGGGAACACCAGGUGUGUGAGAUGCAGGGACUUAUGGAAGGUCCCAUGAUCGAUGAUGAUGGAGAAUGCUUCUCCCCACUGACAGUAAACGCCACGUCAGUCAACGUUGAAGUUUACUAUAAUAAAGCGGUCAACUACACGUUGAUGGUCACAUUUAUUUCCUUCCUUCAAGUUCUCUUCUUGAUCCGUCAAAUGGAACACAGCAACACUCAGUCGGGUGCCGCCAAAGUUUCUUUGUUGAUGAUUGGACAACAAGCCAUCAUGGAUGCGUACUUGUGUCUUCUGCAUCUUACUGCUGGUAUUCUUGUAGAAUCGCUGUUUAAUGCUUUUGCAACUGCGGCUUUUUUCAAAUUCGUCAUAUUCUCCAUCUUUGAGAUGCGUUAUUUGCUCGCAAUUUGGAAAGCAAGAAGGCCAGUCAAUUCUGGAGAGGGCUGGGAAGCCAUGCGUCGUGAACUCUCUGUUCUUUAUUCUCGCUUUUAUGGCUUCUUAUUAGGUGGCAUACUUAUCAUGUAUGAGCUACACAGCAUGCUGCGGUACAUAUUGAUUCUUUUCUACUCUUUCUGGAUCCCACAAAUCGUAGCGAAUGUGGUUCGUGAUUCGCGGAAGCCCCUACACCCUCACUAUAUCUUGGGGAUGACUGUCACCCGGCUGGCAAUUCCCUUGUACACUUUUGGGUGCCCUAACAAUUUCAUGAGAGUGGAAACCAGUUUCAGUUGGUGUAUUGGCCUCAUUGCAUUCAUGUUUUCGCAAGCUGCUGUCCUUCUUCUUCAGCAUUAUAUGGGUGCACGAUGCUUCAUUCCCCGCCAGUGUCUACCUGAGAAGUAUUGUUAUUACCGAAGAGUGGACCGAUCAUCCUUAGCUCCAGGAGGAGAAGACGAGAUUCUUGUAGUUGAUUGCGUCAUCUGCAUGGCUGCUGUGGACAUGGCAGGUCGCUCAACAGAAUGCAUGGUGACACCAUGUGAUCACUUUUUCCAUUCAGGCUGCCUACAGCGGUGGAUGGACAUCAAGAUGGAGUGCCCGACUUGUCGACGACCCUUGCCUCCUAUGUAAAGAUACUAUAUGUGUAAUUAUGGGUAUGGAAGACCCUUGUCUCUGGGUAAUGUCCUGAAACUCUGAGCAUCUUAAAGGUUGCCCUAUUCGGUAAAGUUUUAGGGCAUUCACGUUGUAAAAUUAUCUACUCACGAGAAGUUUAUAUGGUAGUCUUUUGGCAGACUUGUAAGCUGUUCACACCAUGUAUCUAGUGCUAUGAUGUGAUAUUGUAAAGUAUGCUGAUGACGCCUGCGGUUUCUUCCCAAGAUGUCUUGUAGCAGUCUGCAAUCUUGUCUAGUGAGGGAUUAGUAUCCUUUGUAUCAUAAACAGAUUUGUUGUAGAUCAACACUGAGUCAAUCCCCACAGUACAUACUUUGUACAUCGUAGUCAGUUUUGGAAGUUUGACUAGUACCAGCUAAUGGAACGUCGUCUUGUCUCAAGCUGGUAAGUCAUGGUUACUACUCAAGACACUAGGUAGCGAUUAUUAUAGCGCCGUGGGAAAGAUGGCAUGCUAGGAUGGUGAGGCCACAAGUCCUCGUGUGUCACAGAGUCAUGCCCAAUCCAUGAUCUAGCUCCCACGGCUUUCAUCCUGGAAGACGGAGGACGAGUAUAUCUGAACUUCAUUGGAGAUAUAACCUCAUUGCGUCAGUGAUGUCGGUCCUUACGAGAGGUGUUCUUGUUCCUCAACAGUUCAAAGCGCCACUCAUCUUUCCCGAGUUCAUGACAGGAGGUGGAUAAUACUCCUUGAGUUUCAACCCGUACCGCUUGACCACAUCAUCAGAUUCGACAAAUAGAAAGUCGUCUCAUAUGAUGGUACAAUGUCAGUGCUUGAUACAGCUAUUACAGGUUCUCGAGGUGGUGACCAUCCCACUCAUGAUGUUUCCGCCGUCGGUCUUCGUUCUCUAUGGAAAACCUAUGCAUUGUAUUCCAGUCCGGAGUUCGGAUGUCCUCCAGGGACACCCGGAUGACACUGCAACUUCCAUUUUGGAUGAUUAGGUCGACACAGAC
Messenger RNA from Marchantia polymorpha subsp. ruderalis, 3897 nucleotides. NCBI's taxonomy places the organism in Eukaryota, Viridiplantae, Streptophyta, Marchantiopsida, Marchantiales, Marchantiaceae. The record is from the annotation of a GenBank genome assembly.